Carcharodon carcharias (great white shark) is the source of this 4349-nucleotide messenger RNA. RefSeq names its product tripartite motif containing 59 (gene trim59). Gene Ontology annotation, biological process: cilium assembly. The record is from RefSeq and is a predicted model, not a curated record. Gene Ontology annotation, cellular component: intraciliary transport particle B; centrosome; cilium. Lineage: Eukaryota; Metazoa; Chordata; Chondrichthyes; Lamniformes; Lamnidae. Bases 179 to 1693 code for a protein of 504 amino acids. The transcript has 3 exons. Gene Ontology annotation, molecular function: zinc ion binding.
CUGAUUGAAGAUGCUUCCUGCUGUCAGACACCACAGAUCCCUGCAGAGUGCCGUACUGGAUCAGAUGCCUGAUACCUGAAAUUUCCACUGACAAACCCAUGAAAAGUCCCUGGGCAACUGUACAAGAGAUGAAUUUUUAAAAAAAGUUCCUUCGCUGCUCGCAGCAAAAUCUGGGCCCAUGAGAGUACUGGAGGGAAGAGAUGAGCCAAUACUUGUCAUGUUGUUAAGAGAUUCAAGGCUUAUCAAGGUUGUUAGUGCUGGUGCAUGGAUUCUAUGUCAGGCGUUCAUUCUCAACAUGAAGCAUGCCCAGGACAGUUUGGAGUGCAGACUACUUGAGAAUAUGCUGGAAAAGGUAAAUAUGGAUAAUUUUGAGGAAGACUUAACUUGUUCUGUAUGCUACUCCAUCUUUGAAGAUCCUCGUGUAUUGCCUUGUUCUCACACUUUUUGUAGAACCUGUUUGGAAAACAUUGUUCAUGAAUCAGGAAAUUUUUCCAUUUGGCGACCUCUCCGAAUCCCACUGAAAUGUCCUACUUGUAGAAGUAUUGUGGAUCUUCCCCCAGUGGGCACAAGCUCAUUACCAAUAAACUUUUCACUGAUGGGAAUUAUUGAGAAAUACCAGAAAGAAGAACACCCAAAGACUCCAACAUGCCCAGAGCACUUCAGGCAACCGUUAAACAUGUUCUGUUUGUUGGACCGUAAAUUGGUAUGUGGUUAUUGCUUAACAGUGGGUCAGCAUCAAGGACAUCCCAUUGAUGAUCUCCAGAAUGCUUAUAUUAAAGAAAAGGAGACAACUAGCAAAUUUGUUGAGCAGCUGACUGAUCAACAUUGGGCCGAAGUAUCCAUUUUCAUUGAACAACUGGAGUGUCAGAAAUCACAAGCGGAACAAAUCAUUCAACAAGAUAAAGAAACAGUCAUCGAGUAUUUUGAGAAUCUCCAAAAAACAUUGGAAAGCAAAAAGCAAGCUCUUCUGGUUGCUUUUGAUGAAGUCAACUUAAAGAUUACCAAUGAGUAUGUUCCAUUAAUUCAAAAAAUGCAAAAACUGAAGGAAGAACAACAUGACCUUCUAGCAUUUAGUACAUAUUUAGGAGAUGAAAAUGAUCCCUUGGCUUUUCUUGAGAAAAUUCAUAUCUACCGUCAGAGGGUGAAUACUUUAAUGAAAACGCAGCUUCCAUUUAUUCGCCUGCUAAAUAUACAACCACGAGCAGGACAAUUUCUGAUGCAAAAAUGGUCAAAAGUUACACUUGACCGUAUUGAAGAUGCACCAAUUCCGCAAGUGAAACAUUGUUUGGAAAAUCACUGGAAUAAAUAUCUCGCAAUAUGUAUCAAUCAAAUGAAGGAAUUUUCUCAAAGAUCUGUUGCUUCAGCUGUAUUUUUAACACUGCUGUUCUUGCUAAUCGUUUCAUUGAGUGUUUUGCUCAAGGAUUCUUGUGUUGAUUUGUUAAAUGCUACAGUUAUCGAUCUCCCACUAGUGAAACAGAUGUGUGAUUUAAUGCUAGAAGUUUGUGCUGGACUUCAUUUUUUGAAGCUUGCUUUGGAACAUUCUGUACAAUCACUGAUUAAUUUUUUUUGCCAACUGACAGUUUCUUUUCCUUGCAUUUAUCAAAUAUUUGGUUUUCAAUUAAGUACUGUUUUUCAAUAUGCUUCAAACAGUUUACAGAGUUUACUUUCAUCUGAAAGUUACGAACAAACUUAACUGAAAAAUGAAAUUACUCCUCUAGCCGUAUUAGUCAUUCAUUGACUGUACCAUAAGUAGGGUAUGCCAUAAACAUCUAGAAAUCAAAGUUACAUCUUUAAAUGUUUUCUAAAGGAAGGAUCGACAUUUUUUUACAUUGGUGUAAUCUUGUUAUUUUAGCUGAGGAAUGAUAGUAGUAAACUUUAUUAAUUUCUAUCAAAACCCAGCAUUCAUAUCAAGCACUUCCAGUUUAUUAUAGCUCAGGUUAUAACAUAAAAGUAAUUGGGGAACCAAAAGCAUAGUCACCAUUUAUCCAACAUUUCUGUACUCCCUUAAAAAUGAUUGCCUGUUAUUUUGCAUUUGCUUUAUGCAGUCCAAACUCAUUUUAAUUAGAAAUUUUUAAUUUGAACUGGAUUUAAAGUUAAUUAUUAGAGGUAGGUGGUGUAAUGUAGUUUUAAAUAAGAUCUACUAAGUUGAGGAAUGUUAGUGCUGAAGAAUGGAACACUUUGCAUUUCAAUCUACCAGUCUUAAUGUUGAAUACUGCCAGGUCAGAUUUGAACAGCCGGUUGUAGAUGGGGUUGCUGAUCCUUCUGGAUUGGAUGGGAAUCUCCUGGAAUGAGAAUAAUUUGCUAUGAGUAACUUAGGGAGAAAAUGAAAAAAAGUAGCAUUGAGUAGCACUUUGUACAGGGGAAAGACAGCACUUUGACAAGUGUGUGCAGGCUACUAAGGAAAGGGCAUCUUUUCGUGAGCUGUUCUUGUUUUGGCGGCAAUAGUACCCAUCUCUGGUAAAUACUCGUAACUUUUCUAUUCCAAUCAGUUUCCUUCCUCCCCUCUCCUAUUUUCACUGUGUUUUAUGAGUCUUCUGGAAUCGAAGGUGAAUCUCUUGAGCAAGGCUUCUCGCAACCUAGAAGAGAAAGUAAAGCUUUGUGCCUAGUUUGCACCUAUGCAAUUCAUUUGCCUGCUCCUGGAAUUCUCAGCUUCUCAUGAGCCAUUGAGGACCCAACCUUUUAGGAAAAUGCAAUAUUUGCAAACUAUUAGGCUGCAUCACAGCAUCAAGUCAUCCAGGAAUACAUCCAGAGUUGAAAAUCAUAGAGCCAGAGUAAAAUUUCUAUGCUUUUGUUGCAGUAAUGUCUCAACUUGAACCUCCCCUCUUUACAACUGACCCCCCUGCCCUCAAGGUAUGCAAAGAAGCCCACAUGCUGAAAUCUAUUCUCAUGCCUUUGAACUUUGAAGCCCAGAUCUUCAUUUGCCUGGAGCAUUCCCAACAGGACAACUGUGAUGAUCUUCCUCCUAAUCUUUUUCCUUUGUUCAUACACUCAGUAUGGAAAUAUUGCAGGAAAGAGAAGGGAAGUAUUUCAGAAACAAGAAAUUGGUAAAACAAAAGCAAAUCCUGUGACUAAAUUCUCAGGAUGAAGGUAAUUAAAUUAAUCUCAACACCAUUGCUUCCUCUCAUGAUGUUGAGCUGAAAAGGUCAAUUAUGUCCCACACGAUGGAGGUAGUGACAAUUGAGUGAUUUCCUUGGCCAUUUCAGAGGUCACUUAAGAGUCAACCACAUUGCUGUGGUUGGAGUCACAAUAUAGUCAGACCAUGUAAGGACUGCAAGUUUCCUUCCUUAAAGGACAUUAGUGAACCAGAUGGAUUUUCACAACAAUUCAGUGGUUUUAUGGUCAUUGUUGUUGAUAUUAGCUUUGCACCCGAUUUAAUUGACUGAAUAUAAAGUCUGCAACUACCAUAGUGAGAUUGAUACAAUUGUAAAAUUUUCAUUCAGUUAAACAGCCUGUUGGAAGUACAGUCUGGUAGUUGAUAAUUUGACAAUGUUAUGUUUUAUCCUCAAGAUCAGGGCCAGCUAAAAGUCCAUAAUUGUUGUCCUCAUGUACCUGAGGUUCAGGUCCUGUGAUAAAGGGAUUCCCAGAGGGAAGAAAAGCUGACAAAGCAAGGGAUAGCAACAGGAGUAUUUUGCAAUAUUUUCCGAUACCUCCUGAAAAUUGUGGAACAGUGGGACAUUUUUUUGUAGAAUGAGAUUUUAUUGUAACAACCUCAGUCUCAUGUCCAGAAACUAAUUAAUGGUUCCCACCACCAGGCUCAAUGUCUAAUAAAACACACAUUAUUGGUUCCUACCUACCACUGAGAAUGGAGCAUUUGAAUUAUAUGGGUCAUGUAGCACUCUUCCAAACAAUGUUUCUUUAUUGUAACAGAUAAUUUAAAAGCAGAUCAUGUGGUGGUGGUGGGUGAGUAAUUUAGUACAUCUGCCAUAUGGUGGGGCAGAUGUCUGUAUAAAACUCUACUGAUUUCUGGAGUAGCAAAUUAUACAUGGGUUAUAAUUAAGGAUGCUAUAAAUACUAAUCAUGCUAGGAUAGAAGUAUCAAGACAAUAUUUUAGAGGUUAGGUACCUUUUGCAGAAUUUUACUUAAUAUUGAAUACGGUAAACAUUCCAAUAGAUUGUUGUAAAAUUGUCAAUAUAUUUCCAGAUUCUCUUUGUAUGUCUUCCAAAUAGCUGACAAAUGUUAAACAUUACACUUGUAUAGAAUAUAGCUUUGUAAAUUACAUACCACUGGCACAGAAUUGAUGUUUGUAUUUUUUUCCAUAGUAACAUUGAUAACUGCCUCACUUGGUUUUACCCAACUCAAUAUUUAAAUGUAGAGCAUCUUGCAACUUUAAUAAACUUAAUAAAUGGAAA